GAGCAGUUUCUUCUUCCACUGAAAAUAAGAAGACUGAAGAAAAAUCUAAUCCUCCAACAUUUGUACUUCCAACAACCAACACUUCCAAAAGAGAGGAAAGACCAUCCCAAAAACCAGCCACAAUCGAAACCCCAGUAAUAGCACCUGACACAAACAAACAGACCCCACAAUUGGAUCUUUCUGCUUUCAAACAACCGGAACCUAAACCAAUUGACAAUGCUCAACCAACAGUAAAGCUAGGAACAGAAACCAAAUCAACAGGUCCUACUGCUACGUUAAACAUUCCAAGUGUUGGAUCACAUCAAGAUAAUGUAAAUAAGGAAAAUGAAUCAGAUUCCAAUCCGUUUGCAUCUAUCAUAAUUCCUUCCAGUUCAUCAUCAUCCACAGAUAAUCCACCUGCUACUGAGACAACCAAUCCAUUUGCAAAUCUCAAAGUUGCAACUCCAACAGAACAGAAAAAGAAUGUCUUUAAUCCAUUUGCUAAUACAACCAGCUCAAGCAUGUUUGGAACACCAUCUUCAAGAAAUACCUUCAACAAAACAACACCAUCAAAACCUGCUGAUUCAGUUUCAGAUUUUGCAAAGAUGGAUCCCUCAAUCUUCCAACGAGAAGCUCUUUCAUUUGGAUAUCAAAAAUAA
Naegleria gruberi is the source of this 638-nucleotide messenger RNA. RefSeq lists its product as uncharacterized. The annotation marks the transcript as partial. The record is from RefSeq and is a predicted model, not a curated record. Lineage: Eukaryota; Heterolobosea; Eutetramitea; Acrasida; Naegleriidae. The transcript has a single exon.